AUGGUGGGCAUUAGCCCGCUCAACAGAGACGGCAGCGGUGUGAAUGCAGUCGAUGUUCAUGAGCUUUUGAGCGACAUCCUAGCAGCCGGAUUUUUGGAUCAACGAGUCCAUGCCGUGGGAGUCGAACCUCGAGACGGCGAGGAGAUUGUGUGGAACAGCACCUUCUUUCAGGCUGCUCACGGAAUGUUGGGCCACUUCGACCCAUCUGCCAUCAAAUGCCUCAGUCUGGCAGGAUCUCAUGGCCAGGAAAUCUCCCAUGAUGGAGAUGAAUCCAUCUGCCAUGACGGCAAACUCAACCUUGAGCUCUUGCGAAAGAAGGACGAAGCCUUCUACCGGGCGGCAACGCACGGGGUCAACUGGAAGGUCCUGAGGAAGGAAGCCGCGAUGCACCUGCCUCAUCUGUUGAGCAUGAUUCAACGGACAGGAAAUGCUACCAUGCAAAGGCAGGAGCACGAGCUCCAGCUGAUGCGACGUCUCCACGGGCUUUGGGUGACCGAGUCGAACCACACGAAGCAUGUCGAUUUCCUCUCCAUCAGAAAGAAAGUUACGACUGGGAAAACCGUGCACUUCAAAGCCCUGCCGAACCUUUACACAUUCGCCCUCAAGCACGGCGGAGGGCGGACUCCGUUUCUCAUGGAUGAGACCGAGGUGAAGCUCGCAUAUGCCAAGGAAGUGGCACAGGCAGCCGAUGCUAAGAGGAUGAUGCACAAGGACAUGUUGACCGAGGUCCGGGCCGCAGACGGCAUCAUGCAUCAAUGGCGACAACUCGUUGAAGGGCUACCCAAUAAGGGGAAAGACCUUCUUGCCAAGCCGGAAUUGAUCACUGCACUCAGCUUCGCUGACAUGCACUUGAUUGGCUUUGUCUUGAAGCUGCCCGUGGACGUGAGGCAGUACUCUUCCAAGGAGGCUUUGGCCCACGAUGUCGUCGUUAUCAUGCGAGGGAUUUGCGGGCAGCACGUGGACUCCCCAUGGGAGGCUCAUGCCAUGCAACAGAAGGCCGUCGAGGACACUUCCAGCCCCAAGGUCGUUGCGAUGAGGGAGCUCAACCCAGAUGGGACGGUUAAGCAACCCGAUGCAGGCUUCAAGGUUGGAUCAUGGUGCAGAAGGAAGAGCGACGGGCAGUCCGGCCAGAUCGUAGCAUGCCAAGGAGGCAAAGUGCAAUUGAAGCAGCCCGACGGCAACCUAGGCAAGGUCGUGCUGGACGUGUUUCUCGGCGGUGAUUGGACAGUCUUCACACCGAAGCCUGAACCAGUGCUGAUCCCGGAUGUUUUGCUAUACGCGCCCAGCAAGCAUCCGGAUUUCGAGAAGCAGCAAAUGCAGGCCAUCAUGAUGCUUGAUAUGUUCGAUCUGCAGGCUAAGCACGAAGCUAACAGCAUGCUUGCACGGCUACACAUGCACUUGAUGCCCCAGAAGAAGGUGCCCGAUGACUGCUUUGAAGUCUUACCACCUGUGGCUGAUAUGCAUUUCUGGUCGGCUCCGAUGCUGGUGCUUCCGAAAGCGGAGGGCGACCCCGGCUUUGCGAACUUAGCCUUCAUGAUUCAGACCACUCAUGACGAGGAUGUCGGCAACAUGGAAGUCUCUUACAUCAAGAGUCAACGAAUGAGCAAGAUCCAGCUACCCGUGCUCAAGAAUCAUCGGGAGAUCGCUGAGGGCGAGAGCCUUUUCAUCUAUAAGCCCAAGGUUGAAGUUCCGCUUAUGCCACUCGAUUCAGACUCUCCGAAACCGGCCAAGAGAAUGCGCUCGAAGGCUCCGGCAGAGCCCUGA
This is a messenger RNA of Symbiodinium sp. CCMP2456, 1764 nucleotides long. The record is from the annotation of a GenBank genome assembly. NCBI's taxonomy places the organism in Eukaryota, Dinophyceae, Suessiales, Symbiodiniaceae.